Gymnodraco acuticeps is the source of this 1469-nucleotide messenger RNA. Its product is annotated as tripartite motif-containing protein 35-like. Bases 61 to 828 code for a protein of 255 amino acids. The transcript has 3 exons. The record is from RefSeq and is a predicted model, not a curated record. Lineage: Eukaryota; Metazoa; Chordata; Actinopteri; Perciformes; Bathydraconidae.
GGAGGAGGAGCACAGGGUAUAUUUCACACACACAGCCGGAGCAGGAGCACUGCAAUCAGCAUGGAGGAGGACAGCAAGACCCCCGGAGAACAAGCAGCAGCCUCGGACUCUCAGGAUCAUUCUCCGACCGCCGUGUUGCCGUCACCAGCGGCCACGUCCUCGCCACUCCAGCCGGAUUCUACUCCCCGCACCUCGUCCACUAAUGGCGCAUUUCCACUGCAGCGGGAGAAACUGAAGCUCUUUCAAGAAGUUAAAGUGGAGUUUGAUCAAACAGCAGGACACAUGAAGGUCCAGGCUCAAAACAAAGAGACGCAGAUUAAGGAGCAGUUCAAGAAGCUUCAACAGUUUCUAGAAGAGGAAGAGGAGGCCAUGAUGGCUGCACUGAGGGAGGAAGAGGAGCAGAAGAGGAGGAUGAUGGAGGAGAAGAUGGAGGCUGUGAGCAGAGAGAUAGCAGCUCUUUCACACAUAGUCAGAGCCACAGAGGAGGAGCUGAGAGAUGAAGACGUCUCCUUCCUGCACAACUACAAGGCUGCAGUGGAGAGGCUGCAGCGCCCCCUGCUGGAGGAUCCACAGCUGCCCUCAGGUGCUCUGAUAGACCAGGCCAAACACCUGGACAACCUCAGCUUCAACAUCUGGAGCAAGAUGAAGGACAUGGUGUCCUACUCUCCUCUCAUUCUGUACCAAAACACUGCUCAUCCAGACCUCGUCCUGUCUGAAGAUCUGACCAGAGUGAGACGAGGAGCGGAACAGAAGCUUCCUGAUAAUCCAGAGAGGUUUGAUAAUUACGGGUUUGUCCUGGGCUCUGAGGGCUCUCAGCCUGCAGAAUGAGCUCCAGAGGGUCAGAGUGAAUCUGGACUAGAACGGAGGAAAGUUGUCGUUCUCUGAUCCUGACACUAACACACAUACACACACACUUUCACUGAGAAGAUGUUUCCAUACAUUAACACUGUGGAGGAAGUGAAGAUAUUACCACUGAAGGUUUGUGUGACAGUGGAUCAGAGCAGGUAGAGAUAGAGAGGAUCAUUAACUCCAUAUUUCUUAUCUCUUAAAGGGAAAAUAAACUGCAUGUAACCUCUGCAGCUGCACCUCCUGCUGGCUCAUUAUAACAAACAUGUGUUUAUCUUUGUCAUAUUUCCGUUUAUCAGAAUCAGAUUGUGUGUGUGUGUGUGUGAGAAAAAAAAGUGCAAAUAAACGUUACUUAAGCGUUUUUGUUAGUUUAACUUUUAUUGGUUCAAACUAAUUUCUUUGUACAAAUGAUAUGCUUUGAAAACGUGAUCCAGACAGAAUCAGAUGUUUCCAUCAAGCUGCUUUUAGUGACAUCUCUAACUCGUUAUCUGUUCGUUGACUUGUUGUGAUGACUUGUUUGGCUUCUGUUGAUGUUGUGAGACUCGUGUUUAACCAAUAUAAAAUGAAAAGCUUUCUACAUAUUGUGAUCGAAAUUCUUGAAAUAAACUAGUCAAAGAGUUGUC